Messenger RNA from Chaetomium globosum CBS 148.51, 759 nucleotides. RefSeq lists its product as uncharacterized. NCBI's taxonomy places the organism in Eukaryota, Fungi, Ascomycota, Sordariomycetes, Sordariales, Chaetomiaceae. Bases 1 to 759 code for a protein of 252 amino acids. The record is from RefSeq and is a predicted model, not a curated record. The transcript is spliced from 4 exons.
AUGACCAAUCCCCGCUUCUCGUCCCUGACGGGCCACGUUCCGUCCAAGGACAGAAUCCACCACCAUGCACACACUCUUGUCGCCAACCUAGCCGCGGACAGGUUGCUCUCCGGCACCGCCGACAAGCCCAUCAUCUUCCUCUGCCACUCGCUCGGCGGCAUCGUCGUAAAACGGGCCCUCACCUACGCGCAAACCCGCACCGCCCACAAAGUCACCCACGAGCACGCCAUCUUCACCCACACCCACGGCAUCCUCUUCUUCGGCACCCCGCACCACGGCACCCCCAAAGCGACCUGGCUGCGCGUGCUCAAACGGCUCGGCGCAGCCGCCUCGCUCGGCCAGCGCAGCCGCCCGUCCGCGCUCGUCUCCGCGCUCGAGCACGAGUCCGAGACGCUGCAGAACACGGCCGACUUCUUCGCCCCGCUCGCCGCCCGCUUCCGCGUCUUUUACUUUUAUGAGCUGCACCCGACGGCGCUUCCGGGUUGGUUUGGUCGCGGCGCGGCGCGGCGCGGCGAUUAUGUGGUUCCGGUGUCGAGUGCGGUGCCGGCGGGGCAUGAUGAGGCGGAGCGCGCGGGGAUCGCGGCGGAUCAUAGGGGUAUGGUGAGGUUUGGGGACCCGGGGGAGGUGGGGUUUCGGGUUGUGGUGGAUGCGCUGGUAAGGUAUUGUGCUGAGGCGGAGGAGGUGGUGCGGUUGCGGCUGUCUGAGGUCGAGGAGACGGGGGUUGCGGAGUGGUGGUGGUGGUGGUGGCGGCAAUAUUAA